UCGGCAGUGUGCUCUCCUCGCCGUCAAAGUGAAAGUGAGAGGAUUUGAUAAGAUUCCUGCAAUGUGAAAACAGAUUUUCGAUCCAGCUGGAUAUUGGCCGUGUGUGUUUGUGUGUGUGUGUGUAAAAAUAUGCUAUACAUUGGGAAGUGAGAGUACGUUAUUACAGGAAGCUUUUUUUUUCCACCCUUCUUUUCGAGACGACUCCCUGUACAGUGCGCCUUGGGUGCCAGUAUGGCCACGAGGCGGGUUUUCGAAAGUGGCGUAUACGCUAACGAUGUUGUCCCGGAUGAGUGCUCCGCCCACGCCAACAGCUGCCGCUGCUGCUGCGAAACCUCGCGAGGAUUUUGAAACUCUGCCGUACCAGCCCGUGCUGCCUUCUGUAGGAUAUUUCGGAAGACUGCAGCUGCCCUGAUUGCUUCACGUCGCUUCGGCGAGAGGAGGAGUCGCGCGCCGGCGGCGAUGCUGGACAGCAGCGGCCUGCUGACGCUGCACUACGGGCGGCACGGCGCGGGCGUGCUGGACGAGGUGCGCUCGUGGUGGGACGCGGGCCACGGCGCCGACCUGUCGCUGGUGUGCGACGGCGGGCACGCGCUGCCCGCGCACCGCCUCGUGCUGGCCGCCGCCUCGCCGCUGCUGCGCCGCGCGCUGCGCGACGCGCCGCCGCACUGCCCGGCCGCCGUCUCGCUGCCCGGCGUGCACGCGCGCACCGCCGCCCACCUGCUCACCUUCCUCUACACCGGGGAGGCCUGCGUGCAGGCGGGUGACAUUGCCAGCCUUCAGGAACUAAUUACCUUACUCGAAAUAAAAUCGGACUUCGUCCACGAAGAAAAAAAGGCGGAAGAAGAUGGCGCCAGAAUCGAGGAAGCUGGCUGCUCCUCCGCUACUCGAAGGCGGACGUUGGGCUCGAGUCCGGUCCCUGCGGCCGCACCUGCGGUCGCUGACUCCCCCCAGGGAAGUCCCGACAGCGAUGCGGGGGUGGCGACGGCGGCCGUCGCGGCGGAGGCGGCAGCGGCGCCGCCGCCGCCUCCACUCGACCCUGCUACCGAGAGCGGGCCGCAGCUCCCCGGCGCUGCGCAGGUAGCCAUAAAGCAGGAGCUGCACUCGGACACGGACGCGGAGGAGGAUGCCAAUGCGGAAGACGCCGAUGCCGAGGGAGAUGGCGAGGACUCGGCGGCGCAGGCGGGCAGCGGCGGGCGCACCGACAGCGAGGACGAGAGUCGCGAGGGCUACGGCGUAGGCGGGGGCGGCGCGACGCCGACACCCCCAGCGGGCGGCAUCCCGCAGCGGCGCCGCAGCUCGCUCAACCCCGUCAACCUGUCUCUGGCCGACGCCGAGCGCGCACAUUCGCGCAGCCCACUGCGCAACUCCAGGUCCUCCGAGUCGGCACCAGACGCGGACAGGGACACCGGCGAGGGCGAAGGCGAGGGCGACAGCCGUGGGGCUGACGAAGCGGACAGCAGGGAUGGCGUGCCAGAGAUGCCGUGCAAGAGACGCCCGAGCAGCGCCCCAGCCCAGCCACAGGAGAACUCCCGAGACAGAUUGAAUGAAAGUGAGAUACGUCAGCAGACAGUCCAACACACAAUCCUGCACCACCACCACCAACAUCACCACCACCAACAGCCGCAACACCAUCAGGACUACAAGAGGCAGCUGCUGGUGGCGGCGCAGCGUGUCAAACGGAAACAGAUGUUUGGAGACGUGUAUAGUGACCCGGAUGUGGAUGUCAGGGUGGCAGCCGAUGAUGAUGCACCACUCAUCCGCACAUCGCCUGAGAACUAUGUGGUGACCCCUCACCGCAAGCGCCGGCCAGGUUUUCACAACUCGCCAGCACAGAACCCGCCCUUCGUGCCGUUGUGCCCAUCCUACCUGGAUGACGUGCCACAUCACAGGCACCUGCACAGCAGCCCCAGCCCACGCCUGCUGCCGGCACCCCCACCCCCACCGCCACCAUAUUUACCUGCUCCACCCCCGACGGCUGUCGCUGCUCCCGAUCGCUCAUCUCCAGGGCCUGAUGACAAGUAUCACCACCACCAGCAGCAACAUCACCACCACCACCACCAGCAGCGGCACCAUCACCACCAUCACCACACCCACCAGCAGGCAGCACCACCACCACAGCCGCCUCCACCCCCUGGUGGAGGGCAGCAGCCACUGGAUCUGGUGCCACGUGGGGAGGUCCCGCACUGGAGCUCGUGGUCUCUGGUAGCCGCAGGUGCGGGCACCGCGGCAACAGCAGCAGUAGACGAUGGGAGUGGCACACCUGGAGGUGGCACCGCAGGUUUUGUGUCUGCACUGGCGGCAGCAGCAGCUCGCUCUGCUGGAGGUGGCUGUGGUACUGGUGCUGGCACUGGGGCUACAGCAGACAGUGAGUCAGGCACCACGGCAUCUGCCGCAGCAGCCGAUGUCAAGCCUGUGGUUGCAUCCAACAACAAAGUGGUCGCUGUGCGUGAGUACCGCUGCCAGUACUGUGGCAAGCAGUUUGGUAUGAGCUGGAACCUAAAGACACAUUUGCGAGUGCACACUGGAGAGAAGCCGUUCGCUUGUCGUCUGUGUGUUGCUAUGUUCAAGCAGAAGGCUCACCUCCUCAAGCAUUUGUGUUCUGUGCAUAGGAAUGUCAUCAACGAAGGUGGUGAAGGCCGCUUCAGCUGCUGUUUCUGCCAGAUGUCAUUUGAAACACUACAAGAGCUCAUACGACACUUGUCAGGACCCCACAAUAAUUUGCUGUUGAGCAAAAACCUCCAUGGAUAGGAUGUGUCGCAUCCUGUGCUCCACUAGUCACCAUUUGUGGUGGGCUACUGCUUCUUAUGUUCAGAGUGAUAUGAUACAGGGUAAAUUAAUAAGCAGUGCGGAGCAAAUUCCAACUGUUUUCAUACUGUGAAUACCUGUAAAUGUACCACAUUGCUCUGAAAAUUACUGCUUUCACAGUUGAAGCUGCAGUUUUGUAAACACGUUUUUGUCACUUAGAUUACUUUCUGGUGAGUUUAUAAGAGGGAACCUGAGAAUUAAGGGAAAACAAACUGAAAAAAAUAGUAAACAGGGACAAUGGUUCUUAUAAUCAUUUAUUUAAAAAUAUUGAUGCCUGUCUUGAAGGCAACUGCUAAUUGUGUGUGAUUUAUUUUUCUUCUUAAAAAUGAUAAAUUAGCACCAGCUUGCUAACCAAAAUUAUGCAGUAGAAAUUUAAAGAACAGAUUAAGGAGUAAGGGUACGAGCCUCCAAUUUCCCAAAAUCAAAUUCAUGUAGGAGAGUGGCAGGAGGACUUUGGAGCCCCUUAAUUUCUAAAAUUGCUUGUCUCUUGAAAUACUCACUGUAUCAGAUUUACAAAUAUUGAUUUGUAAUAUUUAUUUGUGUUUUUCUUCUAUGGGACCAAAACCAUUUUAGCUUUGGGCUGGAAAAAUUGAAG
Messenger RNA from Schistocerca americana (American grasshopper), 3400 nucleotides. RefSeq names its product transcription factor Ken 1-like. Gene Ontology annotation, cellular component: nucleus. Gene Ontology annotation, molecular function: DNA-binding transcription factor activity; RNA polymerase II cis-regulatory region sequence-specific DNA binding; protein binding. The transcript is spliced from 4 exons. Lineage: Eukaryota; Metazoa; Arthropoda; Insecta; Orthoptera; Acrididae. The record is from RefSeq and is a predicted model, not a curated record. Gene Ontology annotation, biological process: regulation of transcription by RNA polymerase II. Bases 460 to 2748 code for a protein of 762 amino acids.